Eriocheir sinensis (Chinese mitten crab) is the source of this 1934-nucleotide messenger RNA. RefSeq lists its product as uncharacterized. NCBI's taxonomy places the organism in Eukaryota, Metazoa, Arthropoda, Malacostraca, Decapoda, Varunidae. The transcript has 2 exons. The coding region runs from base 452 to 1543 and encodes 363 amino acids. The record is from RefSeq and is a predicted model, not a curated record.
UGGUGCCCCGAGGGCUGCGACACCACUCGUGUCAUCAUCAUCUUCACCGGCAAUAUUUUCCGAUGACAACAGCGGUAUCGACCGCUAAAACACAACACGGACUCCAACACAUGAUUGUCCCCACUGUUCAUUUACCAACCUAUACACAAUUGUAAUUGCCCAUUAACGCACCCGCUUAUCUCUCUAAGCCAAAACACAAUCACCGCGGCCAAAACACGAUCAGCCGCGGAACAAAAUGUUAUGAAAACAAAGCUGCGUCACCGCGUGAAUUAAGCAUGUCGGUUAGGUAGAUUAUUGUAUGAGCUCGGUGUGAGUUUGAUGUAUGACUCACACGCCUGACGUAUUACCCUCGCGAUGUCUGCCUAUAUAAGAAGCAUUUCUCCAGGCUUGACCUCAGAUUAACCAGCACUCUGUUCGUGGCUGGACACUCAGUUGUCCUUCCCUAGACAACAUGGGUAGAACAUUCAUCGUUGCUACUAUCCUGGGUGUUGCCCUCUCCUUGUCUUCCCUUGAUCCCUCCCGGGAGCAACCCAUUCGUCCCGGCCUCGUCUUCUCCCCAGUCUUUAAGAUGCUGUUGACAGGACGGUACUAUGUUGUCCCCGUCGUCAUCAAGACGGACGACAUCCAACGUCCUCUCAUCAACGUGGCAAAUCUAACAGCGGAAGUUUCAUGGUCGAUUGAACAUAUGAAUCAAUCGUUCCCUACUGUUGGUCUGCUCAGGCGCACUCUAGACUCUUUUCACAUUGAGUUUGAGAAGUUAUUCAAAGAUCUUAACAGCUUUCUGUCGGCUAUGAGUGGUAGAGAUGGAAGCCCAUUUCGGACUCGCCAGAAGCGAGGGGCCGUGGAUUUCCUUGGCUCGGUAGCAAACCUCCUUUUCGGUACGGCCACUCAGGCCCAAAUAGAUGUGAUACACGGGAAGCUCUCCCAGCUCUACACUCUGUCCACAGAAGAGAGACGUCAACUUAACCUCCAUCAGGAAGUCCUCAACGCCACAGUUCGGGACCUCCGUCAUGUUCAUUCUGCCAUCUCCCGUCUAGAGUCCGCCUCGGCUUUGGCCUCAGCUAUUAUCCGUCAGUUCUCACUAAAAACCUUGCAAAUUGAAGGGGAAAUGCGUAUUUUGGAGACUAUCCUUCUCAUUCAGUUGGCACUUAGUGACCUAAAUCAUGAUACUCUGAAUCUCAAGCUUGGCCUUCAGCAGCUGUCCCAACCGCAGGUUUCCCCUCUCCUCCUUCCAAAUGAUGUACUAUUUCGUGUGCUCAGCAAUGCGUCACUCCAUUACCCAGGCUUACUUUUCCCUGCAGCACAUGAAUAUUUAGCAUUGUAUAGAGAUGUCUCUAGGGUUAUUUCUAAAGGUACGCUUUCCUCAGGAACCCUUCACUUCUACUUACAAAUCCCCAUGAAAGGGGAUCCUCUGACGUGUUCGAUGUGUUUAAAAUGGACGCGUUGCCUUUUCAUCUUGAUGGCACGCCAUAUUUUCUGCACACCGACACGCUUUCCACUUACCUUGCGGUUUCUGAAGACCGCACUCACUAUAUGCUCUUAGACUCCUUGGACCGCUGUACUAAACACCACCUGCUCUAUGUAUGUCCCCCUGUCGCCCCUGUCUACUCGACUUCUGUCCAGCGCUGCGAGAUCGCUCUCUUUCUCGAUCGCCCAGACGCCCUCUCGCUGUGUUCUAAGUCUCUCCUCAGAGUCUUCCCCCCGGUCUUCAUCCCGUCUCCUGCGGGCUGGGUCUUCGCUACCGAUACUCCCCAGAUGGUCACCAUGGUCUGCCCGGACAGCCCGGUCUCCAAAUACAGGCAGACCAUCAACGGGACGGGUCUCCUCCGCCUCGGUAUGGGCUGUAGUGCCCACUCCGACGCCUUCAGCCUCCCUGCCUCUGCUACUAUGGACGGUGACGCCCCGCUGACGGUUCAUCCCGCCCCCUUCCACAU